GUUCACUCUCAACCACUUCACUUCAUUAUCAAGAUGGUCCGCACCUCUCUCUUCGCGGCAUUGGCCGCUGCUGCCGUCGUGGGAGCUACCAACGUUGAUGGACCUAUUGAAAUCCUCGAGGUCCGCCAAGAUGCCCGCAUCGCAACACCGCCCAGUGGGCCACCGAAGGGCAAGGGGCCAGGCAAGGGCAAGGGCCCAAAAGGUCCGCCAGGUUACCCAGGUGGACCUCCCAAGGGACCGCCCAAACGCCCUGUCAACUCCAAAGCCCUUCAGCUUGCCAUUCGGGAGAGUGAGCUCGCGAAAAAGGCCCGGGAGUUGGAACGCGCCGCAUACAGCACGCCUCAACGCAACCGUGUUUUCAGCUCGGAGGGCCAUACCAAAACCCUUGAUAUGAUCACUGGCUACCUGGACACCGUUGACGACUACUACACAUACGAGGUGCAAGAAUUCCAAGCACUCUACUCGCAAGCCAGUGGCAAUCUCACUGUUGAGGGAACGGCUUACGAGCCCACGAUCUACCAGUACUCCACCUCGGGCGAAGUCACCGCCCCUAUCGUCGUGGUCAACAACCUGGGCUGUGAGGCUGGUGAUUACCCGGCCGAGGUCAGUGGAAACAUUGCCUUGAUCUCUCGUGGUACAUGUCCGUUUGGUGACAAAUCUGCUCUGGCCAACCAAGCCGGCGCUGCUGCUGCCAUAAUCUACAACAACAUUGCCGGCCCUGUAUCGGGAGGAACACUGGGCCCAACCAACCCGAAUGGACUUUAUGUACCCACUGUUGGCAUCUCGCAAGAUGAAGGUCUCGCUUUGGUCCAACUUGCCAACGCCGGCGAGCCCGUAGGUGAACUACAAGUCGACUCUGUCAUCGAAAACCGCACCACCUACAAUAUCAUCGCCCAGACUAUUGGCGGUGACCAGAACAACGUCCUUGCUGUGGGAGCUCACUCCGACUCCGUCUUUGCCGGUCCGGGGAUCAACGAUGACGGAUCUGGGACGAUCGGAAUCCUCGAGACUGCUCUCCAGCUCGCCAAGUUCAAGACCAACAACGCCGUCCGCUUCUGCUUCUGGUCAGCCGAGGAGUUCGGUCUGUUGGGCUCCACCUACUACACUCAGACUUUGAGCGCUGAAGAGGCCGAGAAGAUUAAGCUGUAUCUCAACUAUGACAUGAUUGCCUCGCCCAACUAUGUCAUCGCUCUGUACGACGGCGAUGGAAGCGCGUUCAACCUGACCGGCCCCCCUGGAAGCGCCGAAGCUGAGCAGUUCUUGGCCUCUUACUUUGCCGAUCUCAACAUUCCCACCACAGAGACCGACUUCGAUGGCCGCAGUGACUAUGGUCCUUUCUUGGACAUCGGCAUCCCUGCGGGAGGCAUCUUCACGGGUGCAGAAGAGCUGAAAACGGUCGAGGAGGCUGCUCUGUUCGGUGGCGAGGCCGGUGUGGCAUACGACGUCAACUACCACCAGGUCGGCGACAACUAUGACAACCUCAACUUUGAGGCUUUCACCAUCAACUCCAAGGCCAUUGCCGCCUCCGUGGCUCACUACUCUACCAGCUUCAAGACUCUGCCGCCUCGCGAUCGUGGAUACGAGAUCAAGGCUCGCAGCGCACAGCACAGCCACCCGCAUGCCAGGUCUCUGAGGGCGAAGAACAUCCACGCGAAACACGACUGUGGUGCCGCGCCGAAGGAGACAAUCUAG
Molecule: messenger RNA, 1692 nt
Organism: Zymoseptoria tritici IPO323
Lineage: Eukaryota; Fungi; Ascomycota; Dothideomycetes; Mycosphaerellales; Mycosphaerellaceae
Product: peptidase M28
Exons: 2
Coding region: 34-1692 (552 amino acids)
Biological process (GO): proteolysis
Molecular function (GO): aminopeptidase activity; metalloexopeptidase activity
Source: RefSeq, a predicted model, not a curated record